Molecule: messenger RNA, 1068 nt
Organism: Durusdinium trenchii
Lineage: Eukaryota; Dinophyceae; Suessiales; Symbiodiniaceae
Source: the annotation of a GenBank genome assembly
AUGCCUGAUGUGCAAAAAACAUUUGUUGACCAUUAUGCAGUGCUGGGGUGUUCCCCCAGCAAUACUCCUGAGGAGCUGAAGAAGGCAUACCAUGAGAAGCUCAGACAGUUCCAUCCUGACAAGCGGCCAUGGAGUGCUGGUGGCUAUGGUGAGAAGGUCACCCAAUCUCUGAACGAGGCUUGGGAAGCUUUGCGUUUCCCAGCGCUCCGUGAGGCCUACGAUGUGAUUUGGCAUCGAGAGCAGGCACCGCGGGCACCGCCGGCACCGCCCGCACGCGUGGCCCCUCAACCUCCAGAGCCAAAGAGAGAGCCACGUGGUCGCUCAAGGAGGAGACACCCGGAAGAGGUGCCAGAGACAUCGACGCCUGAACACCAGGCGGAGGUGUUGCGCAAUGAGGGGAAUGAUCUCUACAGACGUGCCCAAGCGGCGGUGUUUGCCGCACGCUCAGCGGAAGCUGCCGAAAGUCUGGAGGCACGGAUGACUGCGAUGCAGCAGUAUCGGCUGGCGAUCCGCAAGUACACUGAAGCAAUCGAGCUUACUCCAAACAAUCACCGCCUCUGGAGCAAUCGGGCAUUGUGCCACAUGGCUCUGAAGCAAUGGGACCAAUGCCGGGAGGAUGGUCUGCGAUCCACUCAGCUCAAGGCGGACUUCGCCAAGGGCUGGUUCUUGGUCGCCAAGGCAAUGUGGAAAGAAGGCUCCAGGGCAGCAGCUUUAAAGCAAAUCGAGGUGGCACUGCGGAUGGUCACCCAGCCGGACGACUUGUUGGCCUUGCAGGAAAGCAUCCUAAGUGAGGUUGAUGCCUCGAGAAAUCCAUCUCGCAGCAGUUCCAAGACAGGCUUGCUGCCCCCAAUGCCCAGCCGCAGCGUCUCUCCAUGCGCGACCCCAACACCGGGUUCGCGAGUUGCCACGCCACCAACUGUGAGGACACCCUCCAGAGCCUCCCGUGGCGCUUCCCAGUCCAGAGCAGCUUCGAACUCGUCCAGGAGGCGUUCUCCGAGUAGUGGUAAGCUGCCUGCCAUGCCAGCACACGUGGCAAGGGCCUUUGCAGUUCUGGGCGGCGAGGACUGA